GCGCCGCCAUUGGCGGCUAGGAAUGUCAGUCACGGGGGUCCCGGCCGGAGUUUCCCCACCGACACCCAGGGAUCUUCGAGCAAAGCUGACAGGGAAGAGACCUAUGUGUAAACAACACAGGUCUCUCUCCUGCCAGCAAGGACAUGCUGCUUUGUAUUUCUCUGCGCAGCAGAGAAAUACAAAAUAGCAUGUCUCCCUAGUAAAACACACACACAGCACAUGAUGUAAAACAGCACACAGUUAACCCUUUGAUUGCCCCCAGAUGUUAACCUCUUCCUUCCCAGUGUCAUUAGUACAGUGUCAGUGCUUUUUAUUAGCACUGAUCACUGUAUUAGUGUCAUUGGGAUGUCAGUGGCAGUUAG
Messenger RNA from Staurois parvus, 362 nucleotides. The record is from the annotation of a GenBank genome assembly. Lineage: Eukaryota; Metazoa; Chordata; Amphibia; Anura; Ranidae.